UUCCGCAUAACGAGAGGACGGAUUUAUUAAGCGGUGACACCCAAAGCUCUUGCGUUUCCGGCCAGCUCAGCGUCAGUCCUGUGGUGUUGUCAGCUCUUAGCCUGUCACUCACUGCUCCAGUCACCUGUAAUAUAUCUGUUCCACCGGAGAACCACCGGACACCGGAGAGAUGGUGUUGCUGACGAUGAUCGCUCGGCUGGCGGACGGGCUGCCCUUAGCCGCCUCCAUGCAGGAGGACGAACAGUUGGGUCGGGACCUUCAGCAGUAUCAGAGUCAAGCUAAGCAGCUCUUCAGGAAACUCAAUGAUCAGAGUCCCUCACGCUGCACUUUAGAGGCCGGCUCCAUGGCGUUUCACUAUGUCAUAGAGAAAGGCGUGGUGUACCUUGUGCUGUGUGAAGCCAGCUUUGCUAAGAAGCUGGCCUUUGCUUACCUUGAAGACCUGCAGGCAGAGUUUCAUGAGCAGCAUGGGAAGAAGGUCCCUACAGUUUCAAGGCCAUACUCCUUCAUCGAAUUUGACACCUACAUCCAGAAAACGAAGAAGUCGUACAUCGACAGCCGAGCGAGGAGGAACCUGGGCAGCAUCAACACAGAGCUGCAGGACGUCCAGAGGAUCAUGGUGGCUAACAUAGAGGAGGUGCUGCAGAGAGGAGAGGCUCUGUCGGCACUGGACUCCAAGGCCAGCAACUUGUCCAGCCUGUCAAAGAAGUACAGCAGAGACGCCAAGUAUCUGAACACCCGCUCCACCUAUGCCAAGCUGGCAGCCGGCGGCGUCUUCUUCAUCAUGCUCAUUGUCUAUGUACGCUUCUGGUGGCUCUGAGAGAAUAAAACAGAGGAGGAAGUGGAAGGAUGUAUUGAAGAGGAAAAUGAGCUGCAGACACUAAGAAAAGCUGUCACCUUUGACUAAAAACAGGAUCUUAAUAAGACUUUGCAGACAUGCCACCGCCCGUUUUGUUCUCACCUGUCCAUGGAUGUUUGGUCUGAAUAUAAAUGAUGUCAUAUUACAUAGUUUUAUUCUUAACACUUAUACAGAAAUGCGCUUGUAAUUGCCCUGAAGAAAGGUUCAAAUGAAAUGAGGGAUCUUGGGUUUUGGGGAGUGAUUGCUCUGUUUCUAAAGGUGAGAAAAUGAAGAGAAAAUACAUUUCAUGUUUUGUGAGUUUACAAAGCUGUACUGUAAUGGGACUGAUUAACUCUCUAUUGUCUGUAAUAAUACAGAGAAGAGCAAAGGAAACAUUAACCUAUUUAUCCUGAGCAUGUCAUAUGGGUACCUGCAUUAAUUUACAUAAUACUCAUACAGGAUGUACAACAGUUACAAACACCUGGAAUAAACGGCAUUUAUUAUUUUAA
Messenger RNA from Eleginops maclovinus (Patagonian blennie), 1344 nucleotides. RefSeq names its product SEC22 homolog B, vesicle trafficking protein b (gene sec22bb). Bases 170 to 817 code for a protein of 215 amino acids. The transcript has 5 exons. Gene Ontology annotation, cellular component: ER to Golgi transport vesicle membrane; endoplasmic reticulum-Golgi intermediate compartment; Golgi membrane. Gene Ontology annotation, biological process: retrograde vesicle-mediated transport, Golgi to endoplasmic reticulum; vesicle fusion with Golgi apparatus; endoplasmic reticulum to Golgi vesicle-mediated transport. Gene Ontology annotation, molecular function: SNAP receptor activity. Lineage: Eukaryota; Metazoa; Chordata; Actinopteri; Perciformes; Eleginopidae. The record is from RefSeq and is a predicted model, not a curated record.